Molecule: messenger RNA, 773 nt
Organism: Oryza brachyantha (malo sina)
Lineage: Eukaryota; Viridiplantae; Streptophyta; Magnoliopsida; Poales; Poaceae
Product: WUSCHEL-related homeobox 4-like
Exons: 3
Coding region: 90-773 (227 amino acids)
Biological process (GO): procambium histogenesis; cell division; phloem or xylem histogenesis
Cellular component (GO): nucleus
Molecular function (GO): DNA binding; DNA-binding transcription factor activity
Source: RefSeq, a predicted model, not a curated record
AGCCCUAGCUUGAACAAUCUAAUCUGCUUCCAAUUCCCACGCAAAGCUUGAGCUAACUUUGAGUUAAACUUACUGCAACGUACGUAACAAUGAGGCUUCACCAUCUCCAUGUGGCCUACCAGCUGGACAAAGCAUCAUCGUCUUCGUGUCCGGCGCCAUCCAUCUCGCCGUCGAUCCCCGGCUCGGCCUUCCCUGCCUUCGCAUUAAAAUGCCUCCGCCCGCUAGCGCCGAAGAUCUCGUUGCCGGAGCCGAGGAAGACGAUCGCCCCGCCUGACUUCGUCCCCCGCGCCAGAAAUGUUUCCAAGCUGCUGAACUACGCUGUGCAGGUGCCGACGGCGGGGACGACGAGGUGGAACCCGUCGCCGGAGCAGAUAAAGGUGCUGGAGAUGCUGUACCGCGGCGGGAUGCGGACGCCGAACUCCGUCCAGAUCGAGAGGAUCACGGAGGAGCUCGGCAAGUACGGUCGGAUCGAGGGCAAGAACGUGUUCUACUGGUUCCAGAACCACAAGGCCCGCGAGCGCCAGAAGCAGAAGCGUGCCGCCCUCCUCACCCUCAGCACGCUCGACUCUUCCUCGUUGCCCUCGAACCAAACCAAGGACAUGCCGGAUGAGAAGAAGAAGAAGGAAUUGCACGACGACGGUUUGACGAGCUGCAAGCGGCGGUGCAAGGCUUGGGGUGACGGCGCCGGCGAUGGAGACGCCGCAACGGAGGAUGCGACCGACGACGAUGUGACCCUGGAGCUCUUCCCGUUGCGUCCCCUGGGAAAAGCUUAG